AUGGAAAAAAUAUCGGAAGCAAGUCCUAUAAAAGCAGGUGUGUAUUUAAAUAUAAUAAAACUGAAAACACCCGCUUCAAGAUGAAGCUGUCAAUGCAUGUGGUAUCAUGAAAAUCAUAUCGUGCACGAAAACAUUGAUCCUUGUACUUCUCUUUACAUAGCCCUAUUAUUGCACGUCUCAUACUACAUAGAGAGAUUUUGCCGGGGAGGGGGGGGGGCGGUUGGGAGGGUGCCAAAAAUUUAGGGGGGAGUGAGCAAUGUAACACCUCCAAAAAGUUCCUUGUUCUUAGUCUUAUUUACUUCAAAAUCUAUAUUUUAAUUGUAGUUCUGUUUAUUUAAUUGUAGUUUUUUUCACAGGUGUGUGCAAAUUUCUCUAGGUGGAAUGGGAAUAAUUUUUUGGUGGGGACACCCUACGUCGAAUUUUGGUCACGUCGAAUGCAAUUAAGACAAAGAUGAGAUGAUAAACCUCAUUAAACUUCAUUGUCUAUUGUUUGAAUUGCAUUCGAAGCGACCGAAAUUCGACGUAUAAAACAGGCCUAUGGUAUCAUAUAAGUCGCAUGACAUUUUGUCCUGUAUAUUUAAUGUAGGUGUUGAAGAGGGCAAAGAUAUUUUGUGCUUUGUGCACAAUGUAUCACCAGUGAAACAGAGCCAGAAAACCGCAUACUUCACAGCUCAAUUACAAACAUCGAAUGAUCUUGUUCGUGCUGUUUCUUUCUCACCCAAGAGAAGAAGCGAGUUGUGUAAAUAUGAAAAUGCAAAGUCGCCUGUCAAGGUUUCAAAGUUCAAAAUGAGUGCAAGGAAAGGCUAUGGUAAUGAUGUAAUUAUCAACAAUUACACGUCAGUCACACCAGCAUCCAGUGAGUCAAUUACAUUUAAGUAUCAGCCAAUGGUCACUUCUGCUGUUGCAACGAUAUCCUCUUUGCAAAAUCUUUCACUGGAGCAACUUGUCAGCGUACAUGCCAAAGUUUUGGAGCUGUCUUCAGUAAAAGUUCUUCAUACUGCCCAUGGCCCAUUAAAGAAACAGGAAGGUGUUCUUGUGGAUGAAACAAGUUCGAUAAAUAUAAUAUUGUGGGAGAGUGAAGUUGAAAAACUGGAAGAGGGGCAAACAUACAUAUUAAGCAAUCUUCGCCUAAAAGAGAGUCAUGGAGAAAAAUAUGUCAAUACACCCAAAACUGGUGAAUUUAAGUUUGAAGCUGGAGAGGAGUUGAAAGAUCUUGCUGAAGCAGAUAGUCUUCCAUUAGAAAUUAUUUCCACAAUUUCAGCAGAUAUUGUUGGUAUCGCCAGUAUCACAAAAUCCCUCUCGUGUAUGGGAUGUAAGGGAAAGGUAGUUGCUGAAGAUGAUUUCCUGGGUGUUUGCUCUACAUGUAAAAUGAAACAAAAAAUUUUUAUGUUGUCGAGCAAACUGGUUUGCAAACAUUCUUGUACAAAACAGAGAAGAUUCCUCCAAGAAUAUUCGUAUAGCUGUAUUCAAUGCACAAUUCCUGAAGCUAACAAGCCUGACAAGCUUGCCAGUAAGUCUAGCACGUGCUAG
Messenger RNA from Paramuricea clavata, 1530 nucleotides. The record is from the annotation of a GenBank genome assembly. Lineage: Eukaryota; Metazoa; Cnidaria; Anthozoa; Malacalcyonacea; Plexauridae.